Nicotiana attenuata is the source of this 1186-nucleotide messenger RNA. RefSeq names its product phosphorylated carbohydrates phosphatase TM_1254-like. The record is from RefSeq and is a predicted model, not a curated record. NCBI's taxonomy places the organism in Eukaryota, Viridiplantae, Streptophyta, Magnoliopsida, Solanales, Solanaceae.
CAAGCAAUGGAGUUGACCAAAGACGCAUAUUCAUAUAGAGAGGAAGAGAAAAUGCCUAAGGAUUUCAGGUAUCGGAUUGACACUGAUGUAGAUAGAAAACCGGGAUUGUGGCCACCAAAGAAUAAGGCUGAUAAUCCAGCUCUUCAUAAUCCAUUGCUUAGACAAGAAAGGAUGGGUUGUGGAUGGUUAGCAGCUAUAUUUGAAUGGGAAGGUGUGUUAACUGAAGACAAUCCCGAUCUUGAGAAGCAGGCAUGGUUAGCUCUAUCUCAAGAAGAAGGAAAAUCAGCUCCUCCAGGUUUCAUCUUGAAAAGAAUUGAAGGAAUGAAGAAUGAGCAAGCAAUAUCGGAAGUUUUGUGCUGGUCAAGAGAUCCCGUUCAAGUGAGGAGAAUGGCUUCUCGGAAGGAGGAGAUCUAUCAAGCCUUGCAAGGGGGUAUUUAUAGCUUCCGACCUGGAUCACAGGAGUUUGUCAAUACCCUGAUGCACUACAAGGUGCCAAUGGCUUUAGUGUCUACACGGCCGAGAAAAUAUGUCGAGAAUGCAAUUGGUACCAUUGGCAUUGAAGGGAUUUUUAGUGUUAUUGUAGCUGCAGAGGAUGUUCAUAGAGGGAAGCCUGAUCCGGAGAUGUUUGUCUAUGCAUCGCAGCUUCUACAAUACAUACCGGAGAGGUGUAUAGUGUUUGGGAAUUCAAAUCAAACUGUGGAGGCUGCACAUGAUGCUCAGAUGAAGUGUGUUGCUGUUGCAAGCAAACAUCCGGUGUAUGAGCUUGGCGCUGCUGACUUGGUUGUUAGGCACCUUGACGAGCUCUCGAUUAUUGACCUAAAGAACCUUGCUGCUGUUGAGUUGUCUGAAUUUGGAUCUGCUGAACCGGAGUUGGAAAUGGAGGAAGAGGAUGAUCCUUAUCCUCCAUCCGCUGUGGCCGUUGAUGAUGGUUUCUGGUAACAUCUCUGCAAUGUACAGUAGUUGUGCUUAAUAGUACAUUCAAAUAGGAUAUAGAAAAAUGUAAACUAAUAUGCAAGUGUAUCAAAAGGUGGUCUACAUUGGGCUGCCAUUUAUGUGACUUUGUAUGUGAUAUUUGUAUUAUAUGUAUAUCGUGACAGUCGCUACUUGCUUUUAGAUUCUGAGAUAUAACUUGUAGUGUUUUAAAAGGUUGGGACAGAAAUAAUAAUGAGAAUAAGGUGCAUAUGAA